Molecule: messenger RNA, 3148 nt
Organism: Culex quinquefasciatus (southern house mosquito)
Lineage: Eukaryota; Metazoa; Arthropoda; Insecta; Diptera; Culicidae
Gene: PhKgamma
Product: phosphorylase b kinase gamma catalytic chain, skeletal muscle/heart isoform
Exons: 11
Coding region: 964-2229 (421 amino acids)
Biological process (GO): protein phosphorylation; glycogen biosynthetic process
Cellular component (GO): phosphorylase kinase complex
Molecular function (GO): phosphorylase kinase activity; calmodulin binding; ATP binding
Source: RefSeq, a predicted model, not a curated record
CAAAUUUUGCAAGUGAAUUUCUCUCCUGCACCGUUCGCUACUGUUACCGAGUUGUUUUAUAUUUUUGCAUAAAUUUUACUGUUAUUGUUACCGAGUGUUACACUUUCGCAAAUUUUGAUUGAUUGCCCGUGACUAAUCGCGUGUGGUUUUUUCGGUUUUGCGUUCAAGCUCGCGAGUGGUUUGCUGGGAUUUUCUUCUCUUGUGAUUGCUAGAUUUUUUUUUAAAUGUUAUUUGGUUCAGUUUCGGUGUCCAUGUGUUCGUGUGUCCGUGAAUGUGGGCAAAAGUCGUGCCCCUCGAGUUAAAAAAGAAACUUUGCAUGUGUUUGCCGAGUUUGGUCAGCACGCUGUUGAUUUACGCUUCGGCGACAUACGGGGCGAGCGUUCUGUGAUCGAUUCUCGUCGCUGACACAUCUGUUUUCUUUUUUUUUGUUGUUGGUCGGACUCUCGCGCGUUCGCUCUCUUCGAGUGUGCAUUUGUAAACGCAGAGAGUGGUGACAACUGUGUGUGUAUGUGUUUGGAAUAGAGUUGGCACACUACGUUCUGCGAACUGUCACUUCUAGCAGAUCCCGAGUCAUAGCACACUUCGGUCUCGCUCUCUAUCGUCGACGACCUUUCUGACAUUGAAACGGCGAGCUGCGAGCUCACUCGUCUCUGUGAAUCGGUGGAAGCAGCUAGCUGCGGCAAGUUCCUGGGCAGGAAGGUUCCUUAGGGUCCGAUCCGGUAUAGAAUUGAAUUGGUUUUGUGAACAGACCUCUCUGCCAAGGUCGAAGCUGGCGAUUUGAACGAAAAACUGAUCCGUUUCUGUGUGUUCUGUGUGUGUUUGUGUGUAUUUUUUUUCUCGAUGUGUGUUCUCUUUCCGGUUCCGUGGGUUGACUUGACGUGAAAAUUCGAUCCGACCGUCGUCGUCGCGGGCAGUCUUUGGUGCUCCAGGAGCAAAAGGAAAAAGAUUAACCAGCUCAAAAGGAUGGCCAAGGACGAGGAGGAUGACCUGCUGCCGGACAAGGAUGCGGCCAAGGGCUUCUACGCCAAGUACGAGCCGAAGGAGAUCCUCGGAAGAGGCAUCAGCUCGACGGUUCGGCGCUGCAUCGAGAAGGAAACGGGCAAGGAGUUUGCGGCCAAGAUCAUCGACCUGGGGGCGGCCGAAACCGGCGACUCGAACCACAUGCUCGAAGCGACCCGGCAGGAGAUCCAGAUCCUGCGCCAGGUCAUGGGCCACAAGUUCAUCAUUGAGCUGCAGGACGUGUUCGAGUCCGAUGCGUUUAUUUUCCUGGUGUUCGAGCUGUGCCGGCAGGGCGAGCUGUUCGACUAUCUGACCUCGGUGGUGACGCUGUCCGAGAAGAAGUCGCGCUACAUUAUGAGACAAAUCUUCGAGGGCGUCGACUACAUCCACUCGAAGAACAUCGUCCACCGCGACCUAAAGCCGGAGAACAUUCUGCUCGACGACAGCCUGAACGUGAAGAUCACCGAUUUUGGCUUCGCGCGGCGACUUAAGGACGGCGAGAAGCUGUUUGACCUGUGCGGCACGCCUGGAUACUUAGCACCGGAAACGUUGAAAUGCAACAUGUUUGAGGAUGCGCCCGGCUACUCGAAGGAAGUCGAUAUUUGGGCCUGUGGUGUCAUCAUGUUCACACUGCUAGUCGGCUGUCCCCCGUUCUGGCACCGGAAGCAGAUGGUCAUGCUGCGGAACAUCAUGGAGGGCAAGUACAGCUUCACCUCGCCCGAGUGGGCCGACAUCUCAGAGGACCCGAAAGAUCUGAUCCGCAAGUGCUUGGUGGUGGACCCGUCGAAGCGUAUCACCGUGACAGAGGCCUUGAAGCAUCCGUUCUUCAAUACAGUACUUUUCGAACAAGACAUUGGCCCGUUGAAACGCAGCCUGUCGGCCAAGUCGAGACGGUUGAGCCGUAUCGCCGACCUGGCACUGAACGUCCCGGAAAAAUUACGUAAACAAAGUCAGUUUAACGCUAGAAAAAAGUUUCAAUUCGCUAUAUUGUGUGUUAGAGCAAUGGUUAGAAUAAAGCGGCUGCGGUACACGCCGGAACCGCUGCGGGCCGAGGACGCCCUCCGGGACCCGUACCGCAUCAAGGUGCUGCGAAAGGUCAUCGACGGCUGUGCAUUUCGAGUGUACGGCCACUGGGUCAAGAAGGGCGAGGGCCAGAACCGGGCCGCCCUGUUCGAGAACACUCCUCGAUGCGAGGUUUAUAACCUUUAUAUCAACAGCCUUAAUCGGUAAGCUGGCUUGAGGUUCGAGAGAGGAAAGGGGAAGCCACCGUGCAGUUCCAGGGAUCACCGAGCUCACUAUCUGCUACUAGCAAACCCCCCCCCCCCCCAGUGCGGUGCGUGUGGAUUGGCGUUUGCGUCAAGUAAGUCUGGUUGUUCUGUAAGUGCGAACGUAUGUAUGUAUGUCUGUGUGUGUUUGUGCCUGUGGAUCAGGAGCGCCAAUCCGGGGCAGGAGCAGCAGGGAUCCGAGAGCGGAAUUUAGCUAGUAGACCAGAAAUAUUUUUAGGAUACAUGAAAUUUUAUGAUUUAAAGAAAACACAUACUACUUAUUUAUUUGAUAUCACUUUGGGUUUGGGCAAAUAUUUUAUCCAGAGUUUUGAGUUUCAAAAACUAUACAAAAUAAUUGCUCUUUCCUGAUUAAUUGUUAAAGAGCAAAUUCGGUCGUAUCGUGAAAGUUUUGUUAUUUAGCUCUUAUAUCCUGUAAACAGUUAGUACUUUCAUCGAGAGUUUUGGAAUCAUUUAAUCCGUAAGGCAGCUGCAAAUAAGUGUUUAGGCCAUUAUUCGCAAAACAAAAUAUAAAGCACACCCAAACCUUGUUAACUAGGUAUUCUAAAUCAUAUAUCUUAAUCGCUGAAGUUGAUAUCUAUUCUAGUUUUGAUAUUACGCGUGCGGAGAAAGUCUGUUUUUUCUAUUAUCAUUAUCAAAAGUUAUAAUAGCUUAUGGAACAUCAGUUAUAGUGUGAAAAGAAAAUAAAACUUUUUAGGAAAAGCAAAGAAAAAAAAUCAUACCCACUAAAUAUAGUAGCACUGUAAGGUGGUGUAAUCCUGUACCAAGAAGCAGAAAAAGCAAGAAGCUUAAACUGAAAUGCCAAUAGAGCGAAUAGAUGCUUGGAUAAACACAAAGAAUGUUAAGAUAAACACAGUGUUUAAAAA